Oncorhynchus tshawytscha (Chinook salmon) is the source of this 1375-nucleotide messenger RNA. Its product is annotated as complement C1q subcomponent subunit B. The transcript is spliced from 5 exons. The record is from RefSeq and is a predicted model, not a curated record. Bases 248 to 1090 code for a protein of 280 amino acids. NCBI's taxonomy places the organism in Eukaryota, Metazoa, Chordata, Actinopteri, Salmoniformes, Salmonidae. Gene Ontology annotation, molecular function: protein binding.
CUCAGUGUCUCUCUCUCUCCCUCCAUCAGUCCAUCUGUAAAUCAGUCUCACCGUUCAUCUCUCUCUCUCUCUCUGUUCAUCAGUCAGUCUGUCUGUCUGUCGUUGUCUUCAGAAAGACCGACACUCUUGGAGCCUCUAAGGAGCCCACAGUCAUCUGAAAACGACAGACCACCAACUAUAGAUCACCAACUACAGACCACCAACUACAGACCACUCCCAGAGGCUGGCAGACAACGGCACAUAUCAGAUGGCCAUCUGGUGGUUGAGGUGGGGUACUGCUGCUGUGAUGGUGGGCAGCAUCCUGGCCUCCCUUGUAACCUCUGUUGCCAUGGAGCCCAGCUGUAACGCAAACAUUGGUUACCCCGGAAUACCUGGGACACCAGGAGCUCACGGAGCCUACGGUAAAGACGGACCAAAGGGAGAGAAGGGAGACCCAGGUGAGUCUGGUCUGCGAGGGAAGGGUCUGAAGGGGGAGCCAGGUGAAUCAGGUCCUCCAGGACGGUCAGGUCUUCAAGGGAACCCCGGUCGGCUUGGACCCAAAGGACCCCCUGGCCCCCCUGGGGAGAAAGGUAGUCCCUCUGGGGUCGACUCCUCCCUCACCUCCUUCUUCUCCUGCAAGAGGAACACCAUUCAGCAGCCUCCUAAGAACUUGCCCAUUCGUUUCGACGGACCAAUACUGUCGGGCCUUGACCCUAGCCUGGAAGGUGUAUCGCUGAAGGACGGGUUGUUUAAGUGUACCAUUAGUGGCGUGUACUUCUUCACCUAUCAUCUGUCGGCUAAGAGCCUGAUCUGUGUUAACCUGAAGAAGGGGACAGAGACCAAGGUGGGGUUCUGUGAUUCGUCGAGUGGAUUCAUGGUGACGUCUGGGUCGGUGGUGCUGAAUCUGUUGGAGGGAGACGUGGUGUCUCUACAGCCCACCGAUAACAACGCUGUCAUCACUAAAGAAGAACGAGCUGACAACACUUUCACCGGCUUCCCUGAUCUUACCCAACUCAUAGAACCACAGGAAACCACACAGAGCCACACAGAACCACAUCGAAUGAGCUCAAACCAGAUUCAACCAGAUCUAAUCUCGGUUACCCAGAAGUAACAUUUUCGAAAGUUUGUCACUUCCUGUUUUACUUCAAUUUUGAAUUUGUAGGUGUGGUAUCUAGUGGAAACCUGUCAUCAUCCACACACGGGUUUGAAAUCUCAGCCACAGUUUGAUUACCGCUUUUGAACAUUCCUGAUUCCAUCAAAUAAUCAAUGAUGAAAACCCAAACCAGGAACUACCACUGCUCCUAAUCCCAUAAUUCUACAUGAGCCUUGAAAGAUUGUUUCCAUUUACAUACAGAAUUUGUCCAUGAGAGAUUAAACCAGAUCACACCUGCUGAAA